This is a messenger RNA of Penicillium cinerascens, 4017 nucleotides long. RefSeq lists its product as uncharacterized. The transcript has 2 exons. The record is from RefSeq and is a predicted model, not a curated record. Bases 1 to 4017 code for a protein of 1338 amino acids. Gene Ontology annotation, molecular function: ATP binding; MAP kinase kinase kinase activity. Gene Ontology annotation, biological process: stress-activated MAPK cascade; protein phosphorylation. Lineage: Eukaryota; Fungi; Ascomycota; Eurotiomycetes; Eurotiales; Aspergillaceae. Gene Ontology annotation, cellular component: cytoplasm.
AUGGAGCACCCCGACAUUGCCAGCCAUGACUCUGAUGGCUCGGGCUCGUCAGACGAGUUCCCUGCUCAAUACAGGGCCAACUCAUCCUUCGGUGAAGGCUUCGACGGUUCAGGCCAGAUACAGACCCCGGCCACCACCAUCACUUCCUCUCCUCCGUCCCACUCGUCCAGUGUCUCUUCGUGGUCCGGUACCCCGACUACUCGUCCUCGCGGGAGUAGUGUUGGGGCUGCGACUGUGCUCGACAAUCCCGAUGGGCAGGCCAUGUCCGGCGAUCUGCGGCCUCAGCGCCCGUCGGCACCCGCCAGAACCCCCUCCAACACAUACGCCCCCCAGCGGCGGCCUCCACAGUAUAUAAGCCUUCAGAACGAUCGUCAGCGCUCAUCGUCAGCCAAACGAACCCCUCGACGUGAUCCAAAUGCGCAGUACAGGGCCCAGGAAAAAGCCUACGUCCAGCGGAUCCGGGCCAAUCCGCAGGCCUGGUAUCACCACUUUGACGACGCACAGUCAAACGUAAUGGUAGGGGAUGCUGAUUUGGAGGAUCCAUCACCUUCUUCAGAAGCCCCCUUCGAAGACGACUCUUACGACCCCGAUACCCAACUCUUUCUCCCGGACGAUAACCUUCCCAGCAUAGAAGAACUCAAGAAUCCGAAGAAUCAGGAACGGCUCGAAUGGCAUUCAAUGUUAGCUUCCGUGCUGAAAGGAGAUGUGGUUAGGCAAGAGAAACAACGACUGCUUGGCUCCACCGAGUCCACGCGGUCGGCCGCCCUCAGCUAUGCACUUUGGAUCGGUGUUAGAGCGAGAACGUGUGGACGAAGCAUUGCUCUCCAGCGAAAGCUCAUCGAAGAUGCGCGGGGUCGACUCGGUCCUAUCAUCGACGAUAUAAUCAACUUCCAGAUUAAAGGCGAAACCGAAAUCGGCAAGGCGCCGAGGCAGCAAGUCGAAGACGUUGUACAGAAAAUCGAGCGCUGCGAGGCCCUCUACUCUGCCCACAAAGAGAUGGAAGCUGCAAACCCUCGAGUUGCAUCGGAAGAAUUUGAAUCCAGUCGUGCAGCCAUCUUUGCUUGGCAUAACAUCACUGCCCUGAUCAACACUGAACUGGAAGUUUUGCAAAAUUGGGUGGGUAACGAUGCUCUUGAUUUUGGUCAACCCAGAGUCAAGUCUGCUCAUAGUGAUCUGUCCGAUGACUCGUCAUUUUUGGAUCGCAUCAUGAAAGAAGACGGUUUGAGGACACUUCAGGGUCAGCGCAGUAUGCUGUAUGGCAUUGGUGAGGUCAUUCAGAAAGCAAAGAGCACCUUGAUUGACAAUGCGGAGGCUUUCGCAACUCGCCACUUGCCUCCGUAUAUUGAGGAGCUUUUGACUUUAAUCAACUUCCCCUCACGGCUGAUCCAGGAGAUCAUUCGCGUGCGGCUGUCAUACGCCAAGAAUAUGAAGGAUCCGGCUCAGCAAUCACCUAUUCUAGUGGAUCAGAUGAUUUCGCAAUUUCGAAUGUUGAUGACCGUGGCUACCCAGAUUAAGCAGCGUUACCUCGACAUAUCGAGGCCUGAGCCUGGCUGGGACUUGCCACCAUGUGUUGACGAGAACUUUGACACGGUAGUACUAGAUGCCAUGAAGUACUACUUCCGGUUGCUGAACUGGAAACUGAAUGCGAACAAGAAUACCUUCAAGGAAGCCGAAAUCCUGGAACAAGAAUGGGAGUUCUCUUAUUUGAUCGGGCGACAGCUUGUCGCCGGUGAUAUUGAGGUGGCUGAGCAGUUCAGCGCUUUGACCGCCAAGUCUCUGCAACGGCUGAUGAUCCAUUUCGAACGCGAGCUGGUCCCCAGGUAUAAUGAGAGCGUGGUGGAUAUGGACAAGCGAUACAAGAGCAUUUUGGAUUCUACACGCAUUCGCCAGCGAAAACUUUACCGAUUCUCGCGUUUCCUAUGCCAAUUAUUCGAAAACGCUACCGAAUACAACCUGACUACCGACAUCGCCUACGAAUUCUUCGAGGCACUGCUGAUCUCAGAUCACUUCCUCGUUACAUCUCCCACCUCGGUCGGCCAGAAGGGAGUUUAUUUGAUUGCGCAUCAUUCGUUGUGGAAUCGCCCAUCAGACAUCCAAGCUAUCCUCGCCACUUCUUUCCGAGAUGACGACAUUGCACCAGACGCACAUAUCCCGUACGUGCUUGUCAUCCGUCCAGAGAAACCACUGGCAUGGGCAGGCAAGGAGAUGCAAGUGGAUAUUUUGGAGCAGCCGACUGAUGUACGCCUGGGUAAACUUCGUCUUGUUGUGGAAGGCAUGCAAGAGCGUUUGCAAAAAGCAAGAAUCGAGUUGGCCCAGCUCACUGGCAUCCAGCUGGACAUGGCCAUCGAACAGCGUGCAAACCUCGGCCGUGUCAACGUGGAGCUGAACAAAAUCAAGAAGAUCUCUUUCAAGCUGUCCAUGGCGAUCAUGGAUAGUGUGGCUGUGAUCAAGAACCAGCUACGCGAGAAGACUUGGGAGAACAACGAUCUGGUUCAAGCGUGCUACGCAUUUGCAACUGAAUUCGGUAAACGUUCUUCCAACUACGUCGACUCCAACCGACGCGCUAUGAACAGUGCUCGAUUGGUUGAGCUGUCUCUCGACUGGGUGUCUUUCAUCUGUGACGACUGCGAUGCUGCCGACCGAAAGACUUUCAAGUGGGCCGUUGCUGCUCUCGAAUUUGCAAUGGCUAUCACGUAUAGUCGCCACCUUCUCUCUUUAGACGAGGAACAGUUUGGCCGUCUCAGACUCAAAGUGGCUGGCUGUAUGUCUCUUCUCAUCUCCCACUUUGAUAUCAUGGGUGCUCGAUCAUCCCUCGCGGCCCAAGCGGAGAAGCAGCGUAUGGAGGAGCGUGCUGGGGCCCGAAAGAUCGGCGCUGGCCGUAUUCUCAGCGACGAAGAGGCAUCCAAGCUUAUUCGCGAACAAUGGCACUCCCGUAUUAAGGAAAUUGAAGAUAGCCGGGUGGAGGCCAAACGUCAAGCCUUGGGCAAGGUGUUGGAAGGCUCCAAUGAGGCCGACCGAUCUCUGACCGUGCUAUCCUCUUCUGCCACAAAUGUCACCCUGCGGUGGCAGCAAGGCCAAUUCAUCGGCGGUGGUACCUUUGGUUCUGUCUAUGUUGCUAUUAACUUGGAUAGCAAUUAUCUGAUGGCAGUCAAAGAGAUCCGUUUGCAGGAUCCCCAGCUGAUCCCCAAGAUUGCGCAGCAAAUUCGCGACGAGAUGGGUGUACUCGAAGUGUUGGAUCACCCCAACAUUGUAUCGUACCACGGCAUCGAAGUGCACAGAGACAAGGUCUAUAUUUUCAUGGAAUACUGCUCUGGUGGCUCGCUCGCCAGCUUGUUGGAACAUGGCCGUAUCGAGGAUGAAACGGUUAUUAUGGUCUACGCGCUGCAGCUUCUAGAGGGUCUAGCCUACUUGCACCAAGCAGGCAUCGUGCACCGUGACAUCAAGCCAGAGAACAUCCUUCUCGAUCACAACGGAAUCAUCAAGUACGUGGAUUUCGGCGCAGCCAAGAUCAUCGCUCGGUCAGGCCGCACCGUAGCACCGAUGGACGGACCCGGUGGUAUCGGGAAGGACAACCAGCUUCCCAACCAACGCAAGAACCAGAAGACCACCACAGGAACCCCCAUGUACAUGUCUCCGGAGGUCAUCCGUGGCGACUCUCCCAAUUUGGACAACCGCCAGGGUGCUGUGGACAUCUGGUCUUUGGGCUGCGUUAUCCUGGAAAUGGCCACCGGCCGCCGUCCUUGGUCCACUCUGGAUAACGAGUGGGCGAUCAUGUACAACAUCGCACAGGGCAACCAGCCAACACUGCCUACGCGUGAUCAACUCAGCGAAGUGGGCAUUGACUUCUUGAGCCGCUGCUUUGAAUGCGACCCUCUCAAACGGUCUACUGCCGCCGAGCUGCUCCAGCAUGAGUGGAUUGUAUCCAUCCGUCAACAAGUGGUACUGGAGCCGCCGACCCCAGGCAGUGAUUACAGCAGCUCCGGUUCCGUCACUCGACAGAACUCGACUUACAUGUAA